Tarenaya hassleriana is the source of this 1470-nucleotide messenger RNA. RefSeq names its product probable 3-hydroxyisobutyryl-CoA hydrolase 3. Bases 141 to 1268 code for a protein of 375 amino acids. Gene Ontology annotation, biological process: L-valine catabolic process. Lineage: Eukaryota; Viridiplantae; Streptophyta; Magnoliopsida; Brassicales; Cleomaceae. Gene Ontology annotation, molecular function: 3-hydroxyisobutyryl-CoA hydrolase activity. The record is from RefSeq and is a predicted model, not a curated record. The transcript has 14 exons.
UCGAAUUUAGAUGGAAAUUGCAUAUACAUGUACGUAUGUGUGUGUAUAUAUAUAUGUAUAUCUGUGUGUAGUGUAAGCGUGUGUGUGUAUAUAUUGUCCCCACCACAGCAGAGUUGGAACACUCGCAUUACAAUAUCCAGAUGGCGUCUCAGGUGGUGUUGGUGGAAGAGAAGUCAGUUGUCAGAAUCCUCACUCUGAACAGACCCAAGCAGUUGAAUGUCCUCACUUCUCCCAUGAUUUCUCGGCUGCUGGAACUGUUCCUUUCAUAUCAGAAAAACCCUAAUGUAAAGCUCAUCAUCCUCAAGGGACAAGGGAGGGCGUUUUGUGCUGGUGGCGAUGUUAUAUCCUGUGUCAACGAUAUAAGACGAGGUUGCUGGAGGCUAGCUACCGAUUUCAUGUACAAGCAAUAUGUACUCGAUUAUGUUAUCGCAACGUCUCCCAAACCGCAGGUUUCGAUUAUGGACGGCAUCGUCAUGGGAGGUGGUGCUGGCAUCUCCAUACAUGGUAGAUUCCGGAUUGCAACAGAGAACACGGUCUUUGCCAUGCCCGAGGCAGCUCUCGGACACUUUGCAGAUGUAGGUGCAUCCUACUUCUUGUCAAGGCUCCCUGGUUUUUUUGGGGAAUAUCUCGGCCUCGCAGGGGCAAGGCUAGACGGCGCCGAAAUGCUUGCCUCUGGCCUUGCUACUCAUUUUGUCCCUUCCAUGAGAUUGAAAGAGUUAACAGAAGAUCUAUGUGGGUCCGGAGCAAGCGAUGCCGCCUCGAUCUCGAAGAUUAUCGACACAUAUACUCAGCAGCCCCAUCUGAAAGAUUCGAGCGCUUAUCACAGGUUGGAUGUUAUUGACAAGUGCUUCUCGAGGAACACCGUCGAAGAAAUUAUAUUUGCACUUGAGAGGGAGAUCGCUCAUAAAACCGACGAUUGGGUCUCGAGAACAAUUUUGUCAAUGAAGAAGGCUUCCCCGAUUAGCCUUAAGAUCACUCUUAGAUCGAUAAGAGAAGGGCGGGCGCUUGGGAUUGGGCAGUGCCUUAUCCGUGAGUUUAGGAUAACAUCUCAGGUGAUUAAGGGAGAUAUAAGCAAGGAUCUUAUCGAGGGCUGCAGGGCUAUAUUGAUAGAAAAAGAUAAUAACCCAAAGUGGGAGCCGUCGAGACUGGAGGACGUUACAGAGAGAAUGGUGGAGAAAUACUUCCAGAGAUUGGAGGAUGAUGGUUGGGAGGAUCUCAAGCUUCCACCUAUACCUAACUCACAUCCUCCAUUAAUCUCCAAAUUGUGACAUGGCAUGAAUAAUAACCCGUGGCAUGAAUAGUAAUAACCCGUACGUGGGGAACCUAUAAAAUUACUCCAUUGGCUACUCAUAUGUAAAACUAAAUAUAUUAAAUAAAUAUUAAAGAAAAGAUAAUAAUUAAUAGUGUGUAUCGUAUAAACUUAUUGCUCGACUCUGUAUAAUAUAUUUGUAUUUUGAAACUUAUGUAAAA